AUGUUCUUCCCUCCUCGCUAACCUUAGCUCGCUCCCUCUUCCUAUCUCCCAUGGACUCCGACUCCGAUUCGGACGGCUCUCACGUCUCUGCCACUCCUCCACGAGACCACAUUCCGCCGCCGCCGCCGCCGCCGCCUCUCAAACCAAGGGCUAGACCAACCUCCUCUUCCCGCUCCUCCGCCAGAACUCCCGCUCCAAAGCCCCAAAGCCACCGUCUGCCGAACCCCUCAAACCUUCCCUCCCAAGAUCUGACCGCGAUGUCAAUACCAUCUCCUCUCUCCACCGCGCCUUUCCACGUCCGCCGUCCUUUGGAUCCACCGGAAACCGUCGCCACCAUCGAUUCCUUCCAGAUUCUCCCAGCUGGCCACUUCUCCAAAUCCGCUUCGUUUUCCAAACUUCAAAGACCUUCUCUCAACUUCGAGAACGAGGAAUCUGAUUUGGCCAGAUCGAAAUCGGAGCUCAAGAGUGAAACCGUGGAGAGAGAUGGAUCAGCUGUCAAAUCCACAAGUUCAGUGAAAGCUGCGAGGAAGAACCUGAACUUGAUUAGAGCUAAUGUGGCUCUUCCUCCAACAAAGCUGCGAAAGAGUGGCGGAGAAGGCAAUUUUGUUAGGCUUAACAUGAACCACAACAGCUACCGGCGCAAAUUCCUUAGCAAAAGUGCAAGGAAGAAUAGCCGCUCCUCAGGCUUUAAACGAUUCCCAAAAAGAAGAAAGGGGAAAUUUGGGGCUGAAAUUGAGGCCCAAAUGGAAGGGGUUUUCGAGGAAGAAGGGCUGGUCACAGAGUCCACGAAACAAAAGAUUAUGCAGGAGAGUGAGAGUAGGAAGUUUGACAGCGAACUCGUUGAGGCGGCUCUUUCGGCUGUUAGAAAUGACGCUUCAGAUGUGAAUUUAGUGAAGCUGUUGAAAUUGGUCUAUGGUUAUGAUUUGUUCCGUGACAGACAAUUGGAGGCCAUCAGAAUGGUUCUUGCGGGGAAAUCUACUAUGCUGGUUUUGCCAACUGGUGCCGGCAAAUCCUUGUGUUAUCAGAUACCUUCCAUGAUCUUACCUGGGAUGACCCUGGUAGUGAGCCCUUUAGUGGCUUUGAUGAUUGAUCAGCUAAAACAAUUGCCUCCAAUGAUCAACGGUGGUCUUUUGUGUAGCAGUCAGACGUGGCAAGAGACAUCAGAGACACUGAGGCUGCUCCAAGAAGGUAGCAUUAAGGUGCUUUUUGUUUCUCCAGAAAGGUUCCUGAACGAGGACUUCAUGGGAAUAUUUUCUACUGAUCAACUUGUGUCACUCGUGGUAAUUGAUGAAGCUCACUGUCUAUCUGAAUGGUCACAUAAUUUUCGGCCUUCAUAUACCAGACUCAGGGCUUCUCUGUUUCACGUUAGGCUCCGUGUUAAUUGUAUUCUUGCAAUGACAGCAACAGCCACUUCAACAACCUUGGAUGCAGUAAUGGGCGCACUAGAAAUUCCCUCUUCCAAUCUCAUCCAGAAGGUUCCAUUAAGGGAUAACCUGCAGUUAUUCAUCUCCAUGAGUCACAACAGGAUGAAAGACCUACUGAUGCUAUUAAGGUCAUCUCCCUAUUCAGAAGUUCAGAGCAUCAUUGUGUACUGCAAGUUUCAGUCUGAGACAGAUCUAAUAAGCAGAUAUUUACGCGACAACAAUAUCUCUGCAAAGAGUUAUCACAGUGGGAUCCCUACAAAGGACAGAGCCCGUAUACAAGAGUUGUUCUGUUCCAACAAGAUUAGAGUGAUUGUUGCAACGGUGGCAUUUGGCAUGGGACUCGAUAAAAGGGACAUUGGAGCGAUAAUGCAUUACAGCCUUCCCAACAGCUUGGAAGAAUAUGUACAGGAGAUUGGCCGUGCUGGACGAGAUGGGAGGUUGUCUUAUUGCCAUCUCUUCUAUGAUGAUAUGACAUACUUCAAGCUCCGUAGUCUCGCUCACAGUGAUGGAGUGGAUGAGUAUGCAGUGGAUAAGUUCCUUUGCCAAGUUUUCAACAAUGGCACAACUUCACAUGGACAAGUCUGUUCAAUCAUGAAAGAAUCGGCAUCUCGACGGUUUGAUAUGAAAGAAGAGGUAAUGCUCACAAUUUUAACGCAUUUGGAAUUGGGUGAAGUCCAAUACUUGCAGUUGCUUCCACAAUUAAAUGUAACUUGCACUCUGAACUUCCAUCAGACUCAACCUGUGUUGCUUUCUGACAAGGAUAUUGUAGUUGCUGCAAUUUUGAAAAAGUCAGAAGCAAGACAAGGGCAAUAUGUGUUUGACAUACCUACUGUGGCAAAUAGCAUUGGUGUCACAGCAGCAGAAUUAACUAAUCACCUGCAGAAUCUAAAGCUAAAAGGAGAAAUUACAUAUGAAACGAAGGAUUCAGCUUAUUGUUACGUGGUAGUGGACGUUCCUGAAGAUAUUUGCUCCCUCUCAGCAAACGUGACAAAAUGGUUGUCCGAUAUUGAAAGUUGUAAGGUUCAUAAACUGGAUGCCAUGAAUGGUGCUGCUGUCUUUGCAUUGAAUACAUGCGAGAGGACCAAUGGUUGUUCCGGUACCCAACACACGUGGUGCUUGCAGAGGAAGAUUAUGGAUUACUUUGACAAAGAUUAUCACUGUGAUAUCCCUUCUAAGAUGACUCAAAGCAGGAUAUCUUAUUCCACUGAUAGAACUACCGUUGAUCUUGGCAGCAGUUUUUUGAGAGCAGAUAUUAAGGUUUUUCUACAAAGUAAUUCCCAGGCAAAGUUCACACCAAGAGCAGUCGCAAGGAUAUUGCAUGGCAUUUCAAGCCCAGCCUACCCGUCUAUGAUUUGGGGCAGAACUCAUUUCUGGAACAUGCUGAUGAGCCGAAGUUUUAAUUCUCAAAAUCAGGGGAAGAUAUAUGAAGGUGGAUUUCCAAGUUGUGAUGGAAGCAGCAAAGGCAGAACUUAUGAACUUUGUCGGAAAAGACACUGUCUAGUCAUUUAUAGAUAGGUCUAUUUUGUCUGCGACAAUCAUACUGGAGGGUGUUUUUCAGGCUUUGGUGUUUGACAAUCUGAAACUUGACAAUUGCACUCUUGGAUUUGUAUAGACUGAAAUUAACAAUACUUCUGGCUAUGAGGUUGCAGCCAUUUAAGUGCACUCAUGGUCGGUUGACUUUCUCGUCCUGUUACUGACCUUCCCUUCUGGCAUGAACUAGCUUUAUUCUGGAGAUUUGUGCGAGGAAACUUGCUUGGUAAAAGCUUGUGGGAGUUGCAAUGCCAAGAAGAAGGCCUUGAAUGGAUAAUGGAUGUUGUGCUCUGUUUAUCUGACUCAAACGGAUCACCCAGCAAUCACUGUACCUGACUUGGAAGAAAGUCCGUGAAACUGUCUUCCAAGAGUGGGAGGUGGAGCAAAUUGCUUCGAAGCGUUGAGGUCUUUGACGUGGUAGCGAAUAUUUUCAAAACCAGUUGAUUUUUUUCCAUGUUACAAUCACCUGGUUGGCUAGCAAGUGAUCAUUUCAGGCAAGUGCACAUUAAUUCAUUCGCUGCUCUUUCAAAGUCAAGCCAUGAGAAUCCGUGCCUCCAUCAUGACAAGGUUGCUAUGUGAUUCUUCCCGACAGAAUUACACUUGUGGAUAAAAAUGUACUUAAGCUGCAUUUUGUCUCAGGAUGGUUCACAAUAUAUUGCUCCAGUUAACGUUUUUCCACUAUUCCAAUGACCAAGAAAGUGGAACACAUGAUGGGGUCAUUUACCUCUUGAUGGCGUGAUCAAUUUAGCCGAUUCCACUUAGUGGCAGCCGACUUCUCUAGAGGGAUAAGGCUUAGUUUGGUGUUGCAAAUGUAUACUAUCUAUUAAUGUAACGGAGAAGAUCAGGGGUUUGUGGAGUACUUAAACAAGUCACCAAUCACGGAGCAGCAUGAGUUUUGUCGGCUUGCGUCUUGCAGGUAAAAGGAUGUAUGCUUGUCAAGGAAGGCGAGGUGACUUGACGAGGAGAAAAGGAGGGAAGGAAGUUUGCCAAAUGAGCCUCUUGAAUUUGCCUUUUCACCGCAAUCCAUUGAUUGAUGAUACUUAGGCCAAACAUCUGGUAAGACGAGGAGCUACACCCUUUUGUCAUUUCUUCUCUAUUUGGCAGCACAGAAGGAUCAUAUAUGCAAGCUUGCCUCCAUCCACCUUAUGGGAGGAGCUAACUUAUGGGAGGAACUAACAAGAUGCUAGUGGCAUGAUUUGCUAAUAGGAUGGAUGAUUCUGAGGAGUUAUUUAUUGUA
This is a messenger RNA of Rhodamnia argentea, 4191 nucleotides long. Its product is annotated as ATP-dependent DNA helicase Q-like 5. The transcript is spliced from 20 exons. Gene Ontology annotation, cellular component: nucleus; cytoplasm; chromosome. Bases 51 to 2939 code for a protein of 962 amino acids. The record is from RefSeq and is a predicted model, not a curated record. Gene Ontology annotation, molecular function: four-way junction helicase activity; nucleic acid binding; 3'-5' DNA helicase activity. Gene Ontology annotation, biological process: double-strand break repair via homologous recombination. NCBI's taxonomy places the organism in Eukaryota, Viridiplantae, Streptophyta, Magnoliopsida, Myrtales, Myrtaceae.